Molecule: messenger RNA, 2857 nt
Organism: Eriocheir sinensis (Chinese mitten crab)
Lineage: Eukaryota; Metazoa; Arthropoda; Malacostraca; Decapoda; Varunidae
Product: transmembrane protein 267-like
Exons: 4
Coding region: 1568-2281 (237 amino acids)
Source: RefSeq, a predicted model, not a curated record
GCAUCACUAAAGGUAAAGUAAGGAAUUAAAAUAGAAGCAUGUAUGUACUAAUAUCAGUCUCACUUGCUUGACUGUGAGAUUAGAACAUGCAUGUUUCUUGCUGUAAUCAACUGCCUAAUUUCCUGGCGUCACAAAAGUUUUGUUGGGCAGGUGGACAUGAAGACUACCUUACACUUUUCCUCAGUCGCUUGGCCUGAAAUUCAUCAACUCAAGGCACCGCACCCACAAGAGUAACGUUUUUUCUCAUUAAGAGCAGUUAACAUCUGGAACAAGCUGCCGGAAAAGGUUAUCAUCACCUGUAAUGUUAACUUCUAAAAAUAAAUGACCAGCAUGUUAGACACCUUGAGAGCAGGCACCCCCUUGUAAAAAAGCUCCCAAGUUCUUAAAGUGAAGUAUCAACUGAUACUACUAUUACAGCAGCAAUCUUGCACUAGGUUUUUCUAUAGAUUAUGUGUUGUAUUUUAUUUUUCUGAAUGCAUUGCAGUAAUUAAUAGCUUCCAGGAAAGUAAAAAAGAGAAAAUAUUGGUCACUUUUUAGCACAGUAUAGCACAUUAAAUUUGGCAGCAGGAUUAGGUUAGGUUAGGUUAGGGUUUUUAACUGUGAUCAUUUGCAAUAAAUGUGUGAUAUGCUUCACGCUAUUAAACUGUAGAGUAGGUGAUGGUAAUCUGCAUAUUCCCCAACUAGCACUAGGUACACUACAGAGAAGGUGCUGUUAAUUGGGAUCAAACUCAUACACUCUUCGUCAUGAGCCGAACGCCAUACUCACUGAGCCACCCAACCCCCUUAACCUGUAAGUUGUGACGGCACCACCGGGCUACUCCUGAGCAAGUGACAUACACCCACAUAAAGCCCCUAUCUACUUACCAAGGUCAUUCAAGCCUAUCAUUCAAGGUACCACCUGUCAACCCCUUCUCGGCAUCCCUUGAGCCAUCACUGGUGGUCAAGGUAGAGACCAGAAAAUUUUAUUUUAACAGGAAUGACAGGUAAACGAAUAGUUUGAAAAGAAGGCCUCAUUCAUUGAACUGAAACUCAAUGAAUAGUUACCUAUUGGUGCUAAAAUAGUAACCUAUUGCUUUUAAAACAGUACUAUGCUAUUGCCAAAUUUGCUCUGGUGCUUUUGUAACUUUCCAGCAAAACCAAAUCAUCACAUGAAAGAACAUCAUCAUUUACCCAUAAAUAAACAGUGUGUCGUUAAAACAGACUUCUCAGGUCUGCUAAAGAAUUUCUCCAAAAUCACCCUAGAGAACUUAAUCAAUAGACAGCUCAGUCAUCUUCAAUAUACCUUAAAAUCUUCUCUUAUUUGCUUAUAGAUAUAUUUUCUCUGGUGCCAAACUAUAAAUUACAUAUUUAACUGCCAAUAUAAAAGGCUGGUGGUUCUGUGGUUAUGCACCAACCAAAAGGUUGUGUAUUCAAUCCUGGCUCACAGCAGCCCCUUGGUGAGGGAGAUAGUAUUAUUUUGUGACCCUAGCAGAGCUACAGGAUCUUCGCUACUUAGCUCAGGGAUUCUUGAAUCGCCUGUAGCUAUAAGGGGUGAUCAGUCUGUGCUAGAAUGGUUGUUUCAUGAAGUAUGAGCAGUACAACUGUGUUGCUGCUGGCAUGGGCUGGUCUCCUACUGUCUGCCUGGCCCCUGGACAGGGUGGUUGAAAAUUUAGUGCCAAGACUUCCCCCUAAGUCACUGCUAAGAGCCAUAGAUACAGCUGUUCAUGGGUUCAUUGGAGGUUUCUCCUAUUGGAUGGCAUGCAUAAUCUGCCCCCAGCUGGUGCUGAACAUCUCCUCAUGGCUUUCUCAGCUUGGCUUUGGGCUUGCAAAUAACAAAAAUCGAGCUUCACAAGAGAUCCUGUGGCUUGAUGUGUUCUACAGUUUCUGCGUUGCAUUUGUGAUCUCUUGUAGUAUUGACUUGGAUCACAUUAUCAAGGACUUGUUUCUAGUCAUAACUGGCCAGUCACCUGCUCAGUGGGAGAGAGGAUGGCUGCACUUCUCCCUGCCCCCACUGGUUCUGUCUUGCACUCUGUAUUUAUCAGCCCUGCUGUUCCACUCACUCUGGUGUAUCCCUUGUGCCACUCUCUGCAUACUUAGCAUCAUCAGUCACCACAUACGCGAUGGAGUACAUCAUGGGUUACAGUUUUACCCAUUGGGCAACACUCCUAAGAUACCAUACUGGCUCUACAUUGUACUUACCCUAGUUUUACCAGUAAUAACAAGCAAAUUUUCAUCAUCCAUCAUAUUACAAGUGAAAUCUGCAGUUGCUUUGCCUGUUAGAAACAGUCUAGAAAUUGUCUAAAAGGGAAAUAGACAUUUUAUUAUCAUUUUUACCUGGGACAUUAGAAACGUACAGAAAUCAGAAGGUUCUAGUGUGGUCACUGAAUGUGUGUUGCCAUUGCACUUUGCAGGAAAGGUGUAUGGAAUAACUGUACUGUGCAGCACUUAUGACAUGUGGGUGCAUAUGAAAUAUAGUGGUACUAAAGGUAGGCUGUAGACUGUUUCAAGGUUUGAAUGUACAAUUUGUUGAAUAACGGAUUGGGAUGGGGCUUAGAUACAUUAGUGUAGUGAUGAAAAGGAAUAGGCUGAGGUGGUUUGGUGGAUGAGGGCAGCGAGGUGGAGUUGGUGAGAGUUGUAAAUGUUGAUGGGGAGUAGUUGGAGACCAAAGAUGUGGGAGGUCAGGCAGAAAGGCCCAUUCACAAAUCAGUGAAAAGCAAGGAGGCUUCAGGAAGGGAAGGGGAUGUGUGGAUCAGAUUUUUGCCUUCAGGAUGGUAGUAGAAAAAAUAAUAGCAAAAGGAAAGAAACUCUACGCUGCCUUCAUGGAUUUGGAAAAAGCUUAUGACAGAGUCGAUUGGUUUGCAUUGUGGGAUGUUUUAAA